This is a messenger RNA of Galendromus occidentalis (western predatory mite), 1336 nucleotides long. RefSeq lists its product as uncharacterized. NCBI's taxonomy places the organism in Eukaryota, Metazoa, Arthropoda, Arachnida, Mesostigmata, Phytoseiidae. The record is from RefSeq and is a predicted model, not a curated record. The transcript is spliced from 2 exons. Bases 40 to 1050 code for a protein of 336 amino acids.
ACACAACCGAAGCGAGUUUCUUGUCGCGCGGAUUAAACAAUGAGGAGCACGGAUUCGCCUCUAGCUGCUGCUGUCACUACACUUGCUGUGGCUCACAGCAAGAUGGGAGUGGGAAAGAAGAUCAGGAGGAUAUUUUCCUUCGGUAAGAAGAGAGGAGAAAAGCCGGCGAUCGAAGCUGCGAAUGUCGAUAAAUCAAAUACGUUCAGUGGCUCUAAGCCGAAGUCGACUUCCGUACUCUCCAUUCGGAAGUUCAGUUUCGGCUCCAAAGACAAAACCAAAAAGGACAGAGCCAAGAAAGGAGUGCCCCCGACUCCGGAACCCGCGACGACAUUAGCUGCAGCUGCUCCUGAAGUCACUACCGUUCCUCUGGCGGCUCCCGAGAUCGACGAUACCGUUCUCUCAGUCGAGGCGAACGGACCAGAUCAGCUCACCCAGCAAGCUGAGAAGGUUCCCGAAAACCUUCCCGGAGAGGUCGCAGGGGAUCAGUCGAAUAAUAUUGAAGAUCCAGCGGUUGGAAGAGCCGAGGUCCGUGAUACGGAAGGAGCUUCCAAGGACGGCGACGCGGGCGGCGUCGUCACGGAACAAAGCGACUCCCCUCCGAGCGAACAACCCGACGUACCCGCCGAGGAGCCCCGUGAGGUCCUGUCCGCAGCUUCGGCCAGAGAAGAGCCCAAAACCAUAACCGAAGUCAUAAACAAGAUCCACGACAAAACGGAAACGAACCAGACGGGCAACGAAUUCGUACGAACCGUCGAAACCGAACAAGAGAGGACCCUCGCUGAAGACGGUACCACCAUCAUCAGCCGGUCGACAAAGACCACGACAACGACUGUCGACCGCGGCAGCGUCGGUAACGUGAGUCAGGUGAAAACCGAGAUCAAGAAAGAAGUGAUGCCGCGCGUCUCGAACGGCCACAGCCGACAUUUGUCGCAGCAAGCAGUCAGGAAACCGAACAUAUCGUUACUGUUUGUGUCCGGGCUCCUCGCCGUUGCUGUUGUGUGUGCGAUCCUCUACAAGUUGCAGAAUUCCGCGAUGCACCUCUCGGUUUGAUUACUCCAAGGGCGUGGGAGUCGAGAAAGAAUUGAGAAAAAACUAAGCGUUAGAUAUGGAGAAAAAAAAUAUGUAAUGGCUUACAGUGGCUCGUCGAUGCAGACUCGAAAGUGAAACGCUGUGUAAAUAAGAAUCAAUAAACUUCGGGACCAAGCAUUUUCGCAAUCGCCUGACGGAACAGUGAUAGUGGAACGAGGACGUACUAGAAGCGUACGAGAAUCACUUUAAUAUAUAUGAACAUAUAUUGAUCUUCGGAUUCAUAAUAAAAACAAACAGUUCCUUGCUA